Molecule: messenger RNA, 5485 nt
Organism: Perca fluviatilis (European perch)
Lineage: Eukaryota; Metazoa; Chordata; Actinopteri; Perciformes; Percidae
Gene: trim36
Product: tripartite motif containing 36
Exons: 14
Coding region: 357-2690 (777 amino acids)
Molecular function (GO): zinc ion binding; protein binding
Source: RefSeq, a predicted model, not a curated record
GUAUUGAGGAGACGAGGGCGGGGUUUUCCCUCCAAGAUGAGGCAAACUAAAAUAAAAUUGGCUUCUUUCAGCCGGCGCAUGUAGCCUACCGUAAACUCUACGGACAAACACACACACACACACACACACAAGCCUGAACAGAGAGGGAGGGAGAAGAAAGGAUGGUGAUGAGGAGGUGGUCUGAGGAGCGGCUCUUCUCUCUUAGUGUUAUCUUACCUCCCCUGUGAAGCUGGGAAGCUUUUGAUCCUGUUUGUUUAAGCCGCAGCUGCUGUCAGUGUGUGUUUUCUCUCUGCAUUUUGAAUAUUCCUGUUUGCUGACCGGUCUGUGUGCUGUAACAUCCACCAUCAUCUGCAGCCAUGUCGGACUCCGAGGACAUGACGGAGUUCGCCAGUAUCGUGGAGAGGAUCGAGCGGGGCGAGGUCCCAAUCAAGAACAUCGAGAGGGAGCUGAUCUGCCCGAUCUGUAAGGAGCUCUUCACCCACCCGUUGAUCCUGCCCUGCCAGCACAGCGUCUGCCACAAGUGUGUCAGAGAGCUGCUGAUGCUGAACCAUGAGGACUCUUUUGAUGCUGGCUCCGAGUGCUCCCUGCCGGGCAGCCCCAGGUCCAGGGUGCCCUCCCCUUCCAUGGAGAGGCUAGACAGGCUUGUGAGAUCAGGUGGGUCUCGGGCCACAGUGCGAAGGUCGUUUGGAGGUCGAGGUAGACGUGGCCUCCGUGUUUUGAGUAGCUGUAGUAGCUCCAUCUCGUCCCCGGGAUGGCGCAGAGGUUCUGUGACUCCUCGGGUCACCACCAUCCCAUGCCCGGGCUGCCAGCAUGACAUCGACCUUGGUGAGCGCGGCAUCAGCAUGUUGUUCCGUAACUUCACCCUGGAGAACAUUGUUGAGCGCUACCGCCAAGCCGCCCGCGCAGCCGUCGCGAUCAUGUGUAACAUCUGUAAGCCUCCACAGCAGCAGGAGGCUACAAAGAGCUGUAUGGACUGCAAGGCUAGCUACUGUAACGAGUGCUUCAAGCUGCACCACCCCUGGGGCACCCCCAAAGCUCAGCAUGAGUACGUCGGUCCCACCACAAAUUUUAGGCCCAAGGUGCUCAUGUGUCCAGAGCACGAGAUGGAGAAGGUGAACAUGUACUGUGAGGUCUGCCGACGACCCGUAUGUCACCUCUGCAAGCUGGGAGGUUCCCACGCCAACCACAAAGUCACCUCGAUGAGCAGUGCUUACAAGAUCCUCAAGGAGAAGCUGGCCAAGAGUAUCCAUUACCUCAUCAGCAAAGAGGACCAAGUCAGGACUCAGAUUACUGAUCUUGACCUGCUCAUCAAUCAGACUGAGGAAAAUGGCCAGCUAGCAGAGCGUCAAGCCAAUGAGCACUUUGAGCGUCUGUUUGAGACUCUGCAGGAGAGGAAGUCCGAGAUGCUAAGGUCCAUCGAACAGUCUAGAAACCGACGCCUGGACCAACUUAAGGCUCAGGUGGAGGAGUACCAGGGCAUGCUGGAGAACAGUGGUCUAGUGGGCUAUGCUCAGGAGGUGCUGAAAGAGACGGAUCAGUCCUGCUUUGUACAGACUGCAAAGCAGCUACACAUCAGAAUCCAGAAGGCCACAGAGUCUCUGAGGACCUUCCACCCUGCAUCUGACCCCUGCUUUGAUGAGUUUGUGCUGAACACAUCUAGAGAAGAAACUCUGCUCAAAGAGAUGUGCUUUGGUGGAGUUCCCGACCCUCCUCUGAUUGACUUGUCCAAUAGCAGGGUCUAUAACGAGGCCUCAAUCUGCUGGAGGCUGUCUGAUGACCACCUACCUACAGAUCACCACGUGCUUGAAUACCGCCGACUCGGCGGCCCGGGCCAAUCCCCAUCGCAGGAGGACGGUGAGGACAGUGGGGUCUGGAGGGCUACAGACAGGGUUUAUGGUCCCAGCACUGUGGUGUGUGACCUGGAACCGGACAGCCUGUACUCGUUCAGGGUCCGAAGCUGCAGGAACUCUAUGUUCAGCCCCCACAGCCCUGAGGUCACCUUCCACACACCACCUGCACCUGCUUUUGGUUUCUUGUUCAGCGACAAGUGUGGCUUCAGUACGGAGCGGCUCAUUCUAAACAAGCGACGGGACACUGUGGAGAGCGUAGCAAGCAUGGCCUUCCUCCUUGCAGCAGAACGUGUGCAGACGGGCAGUUACAUCGGACUAGACUACAUCAUUGGAGAUAUGGGCAUCUCCCAGGGAAGACACUAUUGGGCCUUCAAGGUGGAGCCGUACUCCUACAUGGUUAAAGUUGGAGUGGCCUCUGACUCAAAGCUGCUUGAAUGGUUUCACAAUCCAAGAGAUACCAGCAGCCCAAGGUACGACCAUGACAGUGGACAUGACAGCGGCAGUGAAGAUGCAUGCUAUGAGCUCUCCCAGCCCUUCACCCUCCUCACCCUGGGCAUGGGCAAACUCUUCAUCCCCAAGACUUCUUCAUCCUCCUCUGCCUCCACAGCAAACGCAUCCUCCGGUGACCCUGGCAACCGUGUGCUACCCAUGCCACAGCGCUUGGGUGUAUGUCUAGAUUACGACGAGUGCCGGGUGUAUUUUUACGAUGCCGACACCAUGAGGUGCCUUUAUGAGAGGCAGGUGGAUUGUUCUGGAACAAUGUAUCCAGCUUUCGGGCUCAUGGGCAGCGGCAAGGUUCAACUGGAAGAGUUCAUCACGGCUAAGAGACUGACCUUCUGAGGAGGGAUGGAGCAUGUUGAUGCAUUUAGACCUGCAUCUGUUUAAUCGUUGGCAUGUUCUUGGAAGUUUCAUUGACAGGGUGAUGGGAGUACAAUCCAAAUGUUUUUUUUUUCUGAAGGUCAGAUGAGGCAGAUGUGAUUAGGGCCUUUGGUUCUUAAUGUGAAAAUAGGAUUUGUGCCAGAGACUGGCCUAUUUAGAGUUGGCGUGUAUAAUGUAUGAUUCAUACACAAGAGUAUGAUGCUGAAUAUUAGUGUCCACAUACAAAUGUCUUCAGAGGUUGGUACAUGGUAUGUGAAAGUUCUUCUCUACAUACCAAAGGCUCUGUAGCUGUUAAUUGUAUUUGACGUGGUUUUAAUUGCCAGCUACGAUUAGCUGUUAUUGUAUCAGAAUUGCCUGCAAAGUUAGUCUGCAACUACUUUAAAUCUUUGUUUUAAAAUGAAACGCCUUUGAUCUUACACUGACCCUUUCUGUGUCAAGUAGGUUUAUAGAUUAUUUUGUGUGUAUUAAUUAUUGGGUGAUCUUUUUUUCCUUGGCUCUUUUCUUUAACUAUUUGUCUAAAUGUAGCAGCAUAGGUAAGAUGUUAUCUUUGUGGACCUGAAAGCCUUGUAGCUACUAUGAAGCUAGCGCCUUUGUGCCUUUUUGUUGUAUUUUUAGGAAAUGGGUCCCUUAGUUUGCUCUAGCAAGCAGAUGUUGGUGUCAUUGCACAAGCAUUAUGGAAAUACUUAAAUACUGUAUGAGUUUUUACUGUAGGUAGUUUGAUCACAGACACUGGUGUCAAAGUUAUAACAGUUAAUGGUAUUUAUUCUACGCAUUUACUCUUGACUUCAUCACAGAAAACACUACUUUUCCUUGUCACAGUUAUGUUCAGCUGUUUUUGCACAAUAUGAUGAAUGAAACUUCGCACAUGAUAACAAUCAUCACAUUUCAAUCACUACCUAGUUUAGCUUCUUCACUUUAAAUGUUGUAGACAAAACUGGCACAUUGAUGUCUCAGUGACUGUAACAUUCACACAAGCGUUGACCUUUCCUUACUAACAAAAGGUAAUCCUGGAGAAGUUACUUGGAUUUUAAAGCCUCUCCCUGUUUGCACUGCACUGCAUGUGACUCUAUAACACCAUAAAACCAGCCAGGUACCAGAACACUGUACUUGUGGUCAAUGUCAGUUUGACAGCUGCAAAGUCACAAAUAGCCAAACCGUGUUUGUCCUGGUGCUGACUUAAGUGCAACACACCACUCUGUGGCCUAGCAGCCUUUAAACACAGUUUAAAACGGCUAUUCAGGUUCUUCACAAGAAGUGCUAUCACAAAACACACUGUUCAGUACCUUUUUACUAUUUAAACCACUGUUGACUUGCAGUGCAGACACUUGUAAGUGUAGCAUAUUAGUAUGUCACCGGUGAGUUGGCUAUCAGACGGAUCACCUAAAUGGUUGAUUUGGCUUUGAUUAAAUCAGCUCAGUUAUCCAAGUCUAAGAGAGCACACUACACAGACUGUUUGUUUUUGUUUGCUGGGCAACCACACUCGGUUUUUGUAUAGACGUAUACUGUAUAUGUGCCUGCACAUGGGUUUGUUUGUACAUUCAGGUUUAUUUUGAUUUCUGGAGGGUUAGGGUAAUCAGUGUGAGUGUGUGUUUUCUCAGGUGUCUGGCCCUGAUUGGGACCCAAUGCUACCUACCUCUAUCUGUCAGGCCUGGAAAACCUUAACUACUGUACCUUUCCUCACAGAAACACGUUUGGUUUGAUUUGCAGCUUUGUAACAGUCUGUUCGAUAUCUCCGCCUUCUCUUUAACGUCAGAUAAUGAGAUGAUAUUGCUACAAUUUUUGGAUUUAACUUCCAUGUACAUAUUAAUCCAGAGUAUAUUAUUUUCAGUGAAAAAAAAACAAAACGACAUCUUAAAUGUGUAUUAGCUGGUGUUUGCUUGUGCACUUGAAAGAGUAUCACUAUUGGUGGAAAUUACUGUAAGCAGAUGCUACCCUGUUCAGCUGCCUUUGUCAAGGGAGUGGUUUUCAAAUGGUACUAACAACCUUUACUUCCUCCUUUUUGUGGUGUUGGUUUGAGUAGUCAGUUUAAAUGUUUUGGUUAUAUGAUUAUAUGAGGGUUUUUGUUUUUGGUUAGAACACUUAAGUUCAUGAUCUUACAUACAAUGAAAUAUUGGAUUUCUGUGAUUGUGCAUAUGUCUCACAGGUGUUUCUGUCAAUUAUUUCCACUCCAAUUUUCCGAGGUCAGACCUGAACCUUGAUUCCUGUAUUUUAAAACUGACUGUUUAAUCAUCUUUAAAACACGUCUAUGCAUUUAUGAAUUUGCAGGACAGGUUUACGGUUUUAUUUUCAUCACAGAAUGUAUUCAUGUUAAUUACAGAACAGACAGCUGAAUGUUCUUUUUUUUUUGGGGGGGGGGGUUCUUUUCAUUUGUUUCACUCUGGGUCACAGCACAGUUUUAUGUAGUUAUAGAGAACUGAUAAAAGGCGUGUAAUCUCAACCUCUCAUCUGAUUCUAAAUUUAAAUGCAUGCUAGCCUGCUUUUCAGUAAUGCAUUUAGAACCAAAUAUUUAGCAGGCUGGCUCUCAAUUUAAUUCCAAGCUAGCACUUUAAAAAUCUGUAAGAUAUCAGCAGCUGUUUGGCUCUGCAGGUGUGUAUAAUAAGUGUGUGUGUGCAAUAUUAUUAAACAGGCUGUAGGAAACAGUGUAGACAGACAUAAGCCUAUAAAGACAAUUUGCACUGUUAUAGUUUACUUUGUGGUUUAAAUGGGCUUUUCCAUGAUACAAAACACUACUUGACUUGUAAUUGUGUUUUUUUUUU